GGUUUGCAUUUCCCUGAUGGUUACUCACUAUAAACAGUACCCACCCAAUACAAGCAAAGUUUAUUCCUACUUUGAAUGCCGUGAAAAGAAGACAGAAAACUCCAAAAUAAAGAAAGUUAAAUACGAGGAAACAGUAUUUUACGGGUUGCAGUACAUUCUUAAUAAGUACUUAAAAGGUAAAGUAGUGACCAAAGAGAAGAUCCAGGAAGCCAAAGAGGUGUAUAGAGAGCAUUUCCAGGAUGAUGUCUUUAAUGAAAAGGGAUGGAACUACAUUCUUGAGAAAUAUGAUGGGCAUCUUCCAAUAGAAAUAAAAGCUGUUCCUGAGGGCUAUGUCAUUCCCCGAGGAAAUGUUCUCUUCACAGUGGAAAACACAGAUCCAGAGUGUUACUGGCUUACAAAUUGGAUUGAGACUAUUCUUGUUCAGUCCUGGUAUCCAAUCACAGUGGCCACAAAUUCUAGAGAGCAGAAGAAAAUAUUGGCCAAGUAUUUGCUGGAGACAUCUGGUAACUUAAAUGGUCUGGAAUACAAGUUACAUGAUUUUGGCUACAGAGGAGUUUCUUCCCAAGAGACUGCUGGCAUAGGAGCGUCUGCUCAUUUGGUUAACUUCAAAGGAACAGAUACAGUAGCAGGAAUUGCUUUUGUUAAAAAAUACUAUGGAACGAAAGAUCCUGUUCCAGGCUAUUCUGUUCCAGCAGCAGAACACAGUACCAUAACGGCUUGGGGGAAAGACCGUGAAAAAGAUGCUUUUGAACAUAUAGUAACACAAUUUUCAUCAGUGCCUGUAUCUGUGGUCAGCGAUAGCUAUGACAUUUACAACGCAUGUGAAAAAAUAUGGGGUGAAGACCUAAGACAUUUAAUACUGUCAAGAAGUACAGAGGCACCACUAAUAAUCAGACCUGAUUCUGGAAAUCCUCUGGACACUGUAUUAAAGGUUUUGGAUAUUUUGGGUAAGAAGUUCCCUGUUACUGAGAACUCAAAGGGCUACAAGUUGCUGCCACCUUAUCUUAGAAUUAUUCAAGGGGACGGAGUAGAUAUUAAUACCUUACAAGAGAUUGUAGAAGGCAUGAAGCAAAAAAAAUGGAGUAUUGAAAACAUAGCCUUCGGUUCUGGUGGAGCUUUGCUACAGAAGUUAACAAGAGAUCUCCUGAAUUGUUCCUUCAAGUGUAGUUACGUUGUAACCAAUGGCCUUGGGAUUAAUGUCUUCAAGGACCCAGUUGCUGAUCCCAACAAAAGAUCCAAAAAGGGUCGAUUAUCUUUACAUAGGACACCAGCAGGGAAUUUUGUUACAGUUGAGGAAGGAAAAGGAGACCUUGAGGAAUACGGUCAUGAUCUUCUCCAUACGGUCUUCAAGAAUGGGAAGGUGACGAAAAGCUAUUCAUUUGAUGAAAUAAGAAAAAACGCAGAGCUGAAUAUCGAACUGGAAGUAGCACCUCAUUAGGCUUUAUGACCGCGUGUGUGUAUGUGUGUGUACGUGCAUGCAUGCACCUGCACACCUGCGUGUAUGUAAUGUUUAUUGUACAGAUGUGUGGGGGUUCCUUGUGUUUUAUGAUACAUUACAGCCAAAUUAUUUGUUGGUUUAUGGACAUACUGCCCUUUCUUUUUUUUUUUUUUUUCCAGUGUUUAGGUGAUCUCAAAUUAGGAAAUGCACUUAACCAUGUAAAAGAUUAAUGCUAAAGUAAGCUUUUUAGGGCCCUUUGCCAAUAGAUAGUAAUUCAAUCUGGUAUCGAUCUUUUCACAAAUAACAGAACCCAGAAACUUUUAUAUAUAACUGAAGAUCACAUAAAACAGAUUUGCAUAAAAUUAUCAUUGCUUUAUGUUUAUAUUUAACUUGUAUUUUUGUACAAACAAGAUUGUGUAAGAUAUAUUUAAAGUUUCCGUGAUUUAACAGUCUUUCCAACUUUUCAUGAUUUUUAUGAGCACAGACUUUCAAGAAAAUACUUGAAGAUAAAUUACAUUGCCUUUUGUCCAUUAAUCAGCAAAUAAAACAUGGCCUUAACAGAGUUGUUUGUGUUAUUGUACAAUCUGAAAAUUAUGUCGGGACAUACCCUAUAGAAGUACUAACCUCACUGCCCCUUGUAGAAUAUGUAUUAAUCAUUCUACAUUAAAGAAAAUAAUGGUUCUUACUGGAAUGUCUAGGCACUGUACAGUGAUUAUACGUUGGUCAUUGUAUUGUACCAGUGAAAUGCCAAAUCUGAAGGCCUGUACUGCAAUUUUAUAUGUCAGAUAUUGCCUGUGGCUCUAACAUGCACCUCAAGAUUUUAAGGAGAUGUUUUUAGAGAGAAUUUCUGCUUCCACUAUAGAAUAUAUACAUAAAUGUAAAAUAUUAACAAAAGUGGAAGUAGUGUAUUUUAAAGUAAUUACACUUCUGAAUUUAUUUUUCCUAUUCUAUAGUUGAUAUGACUUAAAUGAAUUACUGGAAUGGGUAGUGAGUGUACUUAUUUUAAAUGUUUUGAUUCUGUUAUAUUUUUCAUUUUUUCAAAAAUUAAAUUGGAUAUUAAAUUGUA
This is a messenger RNA of Ailuropoda melanoleuca (giant panda), 2504 nucleotides long. It is a transcript of the gene NAMPT, whose product is annotated as nicotinamide phosphoribosyltransferase. The transcript has 11 exons. Gene Ontology annotation, biological process: NAD+ biosynthetic process. Gene Ontology annotation, molecular function: nicotinamide phosphoribosyltransferase activity. The record is from RefSeq and is a predicted model, not a curated record. Lineage: Eukaryota; Metazoa; Chordata; Mammalia; Carnivora; Ursidae. Bases 17 to 1438 code for a protein of 473 amino acids.